Pocillopora meandrina is the source of this 6990-nucleotide messenger RNA. The record is from the annotation of a GenBank genome assembly. Lineage: Eukaryota; Metazoa; Cnidaria; Anthozoa; Scleractinia; Pocilloporidae.
GAUUGUACAAGAAACUGCACCAAUGGAACUCUGAAUGACGCCUGUGACGCAUGUACAUGUCAUCACCACGUUCUUUCCGGCCGGGUUUUGACAAUAGAAAACGUGCCACUGUCAGAAGUAAACAUGUCACUGGCAGAGACACCAUAUCACAUCCUUGCACAGACGAACGCCAGUGGACACUUCACGACUCUAGGUGUCUGCGCGGGUGAGCAGGAACUACUACUGCAAAAAUCUAGGUUUGUUCCCGUGAGGGAAAAAGCCAGUGUGCUGACUCCAACGAUGGCUACGAUUACUGUAAAGUUAGAGUUUGCAGGUAUGUGCCUAAGCCAUAAAUUUUUAGUGGUUAACUCAGUGUCUGUUUAAUAUAGUUUGCUUUUAAUUUAAAAUAAGUUAAUCUCAUUAUUCGAUAGAGUGUGCGUCUCCAUCCUCUAUCAUCUCCCUUUUACUCUUUGUCUGUCCUAGCCCUGUCCCUUCUAAUCACGAUGGUCGCAUCACCAAUUGAAUUAAUUUAACUUCGUUCGGCUAGCAGAAUUAUUUACUGACCUGCUGAAUAAGAGACUAUAAGGCAACUUUCAAACUCAAUGGCAGGUAGACUUACAAAGUUACUGACCUCUUGCACCAUAGACUCAAAGACAACCUAACACACUAGCGGACUAUAUACACACUGAGACUGGAACUUACUGGCCUUCUGACCCGCACAUAACAGACUUGUUGACCUAUUGAUCUACUAAGGGUCCCAACUAUUAACUCAUUAAAGCAUUGACAUACCUAUUGACUGACUUACUGACUUGUUGACUGACUGACUGACUGACUGAUGGAAGGACUGAUUGACUGACUCACUGACUGAUUGACUGAGUGAUGGACUGGCUGACUAAAUGACUGAUUGACUCACUGACUGACUGACUAGUUGACUGACUGAUUGACUGACUGGCUGGCUGCCUUACUGGCUGACCGACCAACAGAUUGACUGAGUUACCGACUGAAUGACUGACUGAAUGACUGACUGACUGACUAGUUGACUGACCGACCGACUGACUGUAACAGGCAAUUUAGUGUUAACAACUGACUGACUGAUUGACUUCCUGGCUGACUGAUUCACCGACUGACUUACUGACUGACCAACUAACUGAUUGACUGAUUGACUGACUGGCUAGCCGAUUCACUCUCUGACCGACUGACUGACUAAUUGACUGGCUGACUGACAGACUGUAACAGGUAAUUUAGUGUUAACAAGAGUUGAAAACGUAAAUUGGUCACCGUAAAGAGUUAAAAGGCUGAGGUUUCGAGUGUUAGCACUUCGUCAGAGCGAGUGGAUUCUCCGCUUUCGAUUCUCCGAUUCUCGCUCCGAUUCUCUCGCUCUGACGAAGGGCUAACGCUCGAAACGUCAGCCUUUUAACUCUUUACGGUGACCAAUUUACGUUUUCAACUCAGUUGUUAACACUCAAUUACUUGCUCAUUACUCUCCCAUCGACGUAGCACCACAGUUUCUUAAGAAACCUAUCCCCUUUAUUCAUUUCACUGACUGACUGUUUAAUUAGCUGACCAGCUGAUUGACUGAUGGAAGGACUGAUUGACUGACUGACUAAUGGAAAGACUGAUUGACUGACUGACUUACUGAUUGACUGACUGACUUACUGAUUGACCGACUGACUGACUUACUGAUUGACCGACUGACUGGCUGAUUGACUGACAGGUUGACUGGCUGACUGACUGACUAGUUGACUGCCUGACUAGUUGACUGACUGAUUGGCUGGCUGAUUGACUGAUUGACUGACCCACUGAUUGACUGACUGACCGGCUGACUAGUUGACUGAUAGACUGACUGACUAGUUGACUGGCUGAUUGACUGACUGGCUGGCUGACUGACUGACUGACUGACUGGCUUACUAGUUGACUGACUGACUGACUGACUGACUGACUGGCUGACUGGACGACUGAAUGAAAGAAUAAAUUGAAUGUAUGACUGAAUGAAUGGAGGAUUGGCUGAUCAAAGGAGGGACUGAAGGGCAAAACGAUAAAAGACUGCACUUAACAUGUACUAGAAAUAGACUCUAAAAGUUAGAAAAUUAGCAAAAUUCAGUUUUAUCCAACAGGUAUUUAAAAAAUACAUUACUUUUUUAUGCAGUCCCACCAUUUGUUACUGUUCACCCUAAAAGUAAGAUACGCAUGCCUGGUCAGGCUGUUACAUUUUGUUGUGAUGGAAAAGGGAAUCCUCCACCGGAAAUUGAGUGGUAAGUACUCUACUUCUUGAAGAUUGGCUCAAAACAAUCCAAUUCCUUUUAACAUGGCCUCUAAAACACUGUGCAGUUUUUUGGCUAUUGAUGUUUUCAAAUUAUUGUUCAGGCGAUUGUACCCUCGAGUAUUUGUGAAAUCGUCUGACAGUUCUCUCCAGCUUUGAGAAAACUGAGUGUUAAGGCUUGUGUAUGCUUUGAAUGAAUCUUGAAUAUCACUGACACUGUGAAUCUUUAAUUAUAUCCUUGUUCAAAAUGAACAUUUAUCAAUACUAAAAAAAAACACUUACAGUGAGCAGCUUAAAUGUGUACGCUCACUAAUAUCCUUACUAAAGGAGGAUAAAAUUCAUAAGCCACAGAGACUCUACGGUGAGUGCGAAAAAACCUCUUUCUUAAUUUUUUACCGAGCUCAUAACUUACCAUCUCUAUUAUUUCUAUCUACAAACAUUACGCAGUAUGCAGGACGCGUGUCAUAUGAACUUCGUAAUAGACCUCGUUCACCGUAGAGUCUCUGUGGCUUAGUGGUAGAGCAUUGGAGCGCGGAAUCCGAAGGUCUGAGGUUCGAUUCCUCAUGGGGACUUAGAAUUUUUCUUUGCCCCACGCUCGUGACAAGAUGAAAAAACAUCUUUCUUAAUUCUUUACCGAGCUCAUAACUUACCAUCUCUAUUAUUUCUAUCUACAAAUACUCAUGAUGUUCGCUCUGAGAUUUUGCUAUUGGAUCAACUAAUAAUCCCCUAAUAGAUAUUUUCCUUUAUUCUCGUCACUUGUCUACUUGAAAUUGAUAUUAUAAUGAUAAUGGUAUAAGAAAUUCUGUGUUAGUCACUCAUUAGAGUAAAAGGUUUAAAAAAUGGCCCGUGAUCAGUACUGUAAGAGGAAAUAUAUGUUUUACAAUUAAUAGUCAACGUACCAAAUUUUCACCAUCACUUUUUGAAUACAUGAAGACAGUAGGUCUAAGUUGGAUCCAGUUCGGUCUGUAAUCAUACGAGUUAUCAACAAAAUCGGAAAACCGCGAAGCGGGAGUCCGAUUUGUUAUCACGAGUAUGAUUAGCGACCGAAUUGGGCAACACGAAGUCCUGUUACCAAGUAAUCAAAACUAUGACAGGAUUUGAGAAAAAACAAGCCAUCGCUUAUAAGUAUUCCUUAAAAAAAAAAAAACUAACUAGGCGAAAUGUGAGCCACGAGUUUAAAGCUUUAUCGAGUAAGAAUGAAUUAAUCUAAGCCCUUGAAAAGCUCUAAUAUUGAGCGGAUAGAAUCUCGCGAAGCUGACAGAGAGGAUUCAAUUAUGUUGUUGUUGAUGGCAACAACGAUUAUUUCACAAAAGCCCUCUACAAGCCAAUUUCUUGCCUUCCAGUGUAGUUGGCAUUCUAUUUUGUCCAAAAAUGAAAACUCAGUUCAAAUAUUUAGUUAAAGAAUUCGCCAAGACUCACUGAAUGUUCAUUCUGUGGAUUUCCAUUUUAGGCUUAAAAAUGAUCAAUUAGUUUAAAAGCAGGAUUCGAUGCUCAGUAUUUUCUUAAUUCACUCAUAAUGAAAUAGCAAACGUCUCGAGGGAUCAUUUAUAGGGGACGUCAACUCCAUGAUCAAUGACGCACUUGUUGACAGGUUUUUGUUUCUAAAUUAUGGGAAGCAGAAAUUUGAUAUUCACACAGCGAAAUUUUCCUAAACACGAAGGAAAACGGUGUUUUCCCAUAGAAAAUUUGGAGUAACGCUUCUCUGUGACGCUUUUUUUUUCACUUUAGGUUUAAGGAGAACAACGUCAUUGACAAAGAGUUGUACAAUUAUAACAACACUCUUGAGAUAAGUGACGUCGCUGGUCUAAAUGGAAGUUUCCGUUGUCGUGUGGUAAAUCAGUUUGGCUCCGAAUUCUCUGGAGUGGCGGAGUUGAAAGUCAUGGGUAAGCAUUCUUCGUGCGUUACUUGACAAAUCUGCAAAACUAGAAUGAUGCAACUAAUCAUAAUCGCGUUCAUGGCUACAAAUCAGCUUCGAUCCUUCCCUUGUGCUUAGUACAUCGUAUUAAAUACUUUCAAAACAGCAAUUGUACCCAUUAAUUAAGAAAUUGUCUCGUUUUCGUGGGAUUUCCUGCACUUAUCUUAUAUGCUAUCAAUUCUUUACAAGACUCCACAUUGAGUGAUAAAGAGAUCUUGAACUCCAUACAAAUGAAUAAGUGACGGACUUGAGGGCAAGGAAUUGUUCGCCAAAUGAAUGUAGUGUGUACAUAAUGGUAAUAUAGGACUGAGAGGAGUCCAAUUCGGUCUGAAAUGAUAACAAAAUCGGACGACCGCGCAACCUUUGAGUCAUAAAAAUUACAAUUUCAUCUAAAAAUUCGUUUAAAUGAUCAUCUAAAAGUCAUUUUAAAAUGCUAAAUAUCACUACUGUUUUCUAGUAUAUUGUCAUUGUACAAGGGGAAAAAAAUUCCAUUUUGAAGAAAGCCUCAAUUUAGGAGUCUGUUUCUAUGGUGAUUGAAACCAAGGUUGUGAUCGGUUGACUUAACUGACUACAACUUUGAAUGUGAUUGGUUAAUGUAAAUUACAACUUUUAAGGUGAUUGGCUUAUUGGACUGUCCCAUGGAUAACAAACUGUCCUAUAACAAAUUGUCCAAUAGCAACUUGGCAAGUGAAUUGGUGGAAAAUAGGAAUUUUAAACCAAUCACAAUCGAGGAAAUUGUCAUUUUUAUGAUUAAUCACGUCGUUUUCAUGAUGUAUAAUUUUUUUUUUUAUUUUCAGCAAGGUCGGAUGAUUCACGCCCCUCAGCGCCUAUUUCCAAAAACCAGACGCUGCCCCCUGGUUGUGUUUUAAACGGCACAAACAUUACAGUCUUAGACGUGGGAGAAUGUGAGCGUGUCGCUUGUGUGAAGAGGAAAGACACCUUUAAUUCUUCUUGUUCAGAGCCUCUGCGAUGCUGUGGGCCUCGCUCUUUUGAUAACGUCCUUGUGAGGUGUGGAGCUUUCAUGUCAUUCGCUCUUUCCAAAAUAAAAACCUGUGGUUGUGACCAAUGUAUCGACGAACAAACAAUAAUGGAAGGUGUUACUGUUGGUCAAGAUGGUAAAGCGGCGAAAUUUGUAGAUUUGUUUUUUAAUGAUAAACUAGUCGAUAGAACGGAUGUUGAUGGAAUGUUUUCAAUUUCUGUUCCACGAGAUACAAAGAGAGCGAUAGUGACUUUUAAAGAUCAAAUUUUUAAGAAAUUUGAAGAGGAAGACAAAAUUUUCGUUCUAAACGAAGGACAGAAAGCAAUGUAUAAGGUUACACUGCGAGAGAAACCAAAGCCUCUCAUUUUUAACGCGUCGGAACCAUUGGAUUUGCCGUUAGGAGGUAACCUCGAUAGCUUUGCUGAUCUUGAGCUUCCCGAAAACUCCCUCCUGACUGAGGAUGGCUCAGUUUUCCGGGGAAAUGCUAAGGCCUCAGUCAGUGUCACUGAUCCACGUAACCUCUCUGACAUCUUGACAGCUCCUGGAGAUUUUACCACCGUGAGUGAAGACGGCCAAGAAGAAAUCCUUGAGACGUAUGGUAUGAUUAAGCUCAAUAUGGAGGAUGAUAAUGGUAAACCUCUAGUUAUGUCAAAGCCCAUGAAGGUGUACCUAGAUCCAGAAAAACUUAACUUGACCGUUUCUGAAGGUAAUGCCUCCGUCAAACUUUACUGGCUUGACCGGAAGACGGGACGGUGGAGAGAGGCUGGUGAUUUUUCUCUCGAAGAUGGAAGCAAACGUAGAAGAAAACGAACCAACAGAAUCUUUCUUACAGGAACUGUGACACCGUCCAUAGCUGAGGAAUAUCUUAACUUUGAUCGGCCCAAUGAGAUAGUCGGCUUACGUGUAACAGUCAAUCCAGAAGAGGAUAACGUCGUUAUUACAGCCAUCCGCAAAGAUAACAAGGGAUACGUUCAGCGCACUACAAAUCAAGGCGUGGUUUGCAUGGAGAUUUGGAAAGACAAGGACUAUUACCUUCAAGCCGAAAAGGAUUCCGAGUAUUACGAUCCUGAUGAAAGUAUUAGAGAUUACAUAAAACACGUUAAUGGUAGCAUUGUAUCAAUUGAAGGCGACGGUGAGACUAUUGGAUCUUUUGAGUUUCAUAGCGCCCUGGUGAAUCCAAGAGGGCCGAUUUAUUACGACGACGCUUGGUAUGGUGGAAUUGAAAGGCAGAUGUGUGAAAAGCCCUUAAACGAUGCAAACGGGCCAGGAUUAGGCAGACAAUUUGUGUUUAAGCCACAUCAAAACGCCAAUCCGGAAUACACAUUGCUCAAAAAGAAUGUUAAGCCCUUUGAGUGGAUCUCGCAGGCGACAGGCGGAUAUUGUUUUAUCAAAGUUAAAAUAACUGGCAAGAAUACUUUGUUAAUGGCCACUAGCUAUGGUACAGAUAUCAAAACUGUUCUCGGCUUUCACAUCAGGAUGCCAGAAAACGUUACCUCGGGUUCAGGCAGCGUUGCUUGUUUCCAGUUCAGGUGUCCGAGAGCUAAUAGUCCCACAGUCGUUCUUCUGACUCCAAUGACGUCGGGCGCUACAUGCAGGUAUCAUAAGACAGCUCAGACUUUGAAUGAUGUACAGUCAAGCCAAAAAUUGUGUCCUCCGGGAACUCUACCCACCGCUGCGGGACAGGAAAAAUGGCUUUGCAUUCCGUUUUCAACCACGGAUAUGUUUACCACUGUUUCGGGAGCGGAAAAAGAGGACGAGGAGAGAUGUCUUAGAAAUGACCAAUAUUAUCGUCUGCGAAAUAUGCCUCCUGUGAAAUCUUCCGCCGGGUCAUCCGUGGAGUAUACAUGCAGGUACGUU